Messenger RNA from Sebastes umbrosus (honeycomb rockfish), 1898 nucleotides. It is a transcript of the gene parvaa, whose product is annotated as parvin, alpha a. NCBI's taxonomy places the organism in Eukaryota, Metazoa, Chordata, Actinopteri, Perciformes, Sebastidae. Gene Ontology annotation, biological process: establishment or maintenance of cell polarity; substrate adhesion-dependent cell spreading; cilium assembly. Gene Ontology annotation, molecular function: actin binding. The transcript is spliced from 13 exons. Gene Ontology annotation, cellular component: actin cytoskeleton; cytoplasm; focal adhesion. The record is from RefSeq and is a predicted model, not a curated record. The coding region runs from base 199 to 1317 and encodes 372 amino acids.
GGAGGAGGAGGAGGAGGAGCCACUCACUAACUCCAGCUAACUUGUGGAGGGAGUGCAGUCUGGAGUUCCGUUUCCGCUUUAGGGAGUGGACGGGACGGUGAUUUUUUUUUCUUACUCGACUUUCUAAAUAACUUUGAUUUCCCCGUUAAGUCGGACCGUUCUGUGUUAACUGUCCCGGAUUAAAUCUCCGUUUCGUCCAUGGCUUCUUCUCCUCAGAAGUCCCCGUCCUCUCCCAAGUCUCCGACGCCCAAAUCCCCGUCCUCCAGGAAGAAAGACGACUCUUUCCUGGGAAAACUUGGUGGAACUUUGGCAAGAAGGAAAAAGGCUAAAGAAGUGUCUGAGCUUCAGGAGGAGGGGAUAAACGCCAUCAACCUUCCUCUCAGCCCGUCCCACUAUGAGCUGGACCCUGAGGACACCAUGCUAGAGGAGAAUGAAGUGCGCACCAUGGUGGACCCCAACUCCAAGAAUGACCGCAAACUGCAGGAACUCAUGAAGGUGUUGAUCGACUGGAUAAAUGAUGUUCUGGUGGGAGAGAGGAUCAUUGUAAAGGAUCUGGCUGAAGAUCUGUAUGAUGGACAAGUGCUGCAGAAACUGUUUGAAAAGCUGGAAGGGGAGAAGCUGAACGUGGCAGAGGUGACCCAGUCGGAGAUCGCCCAGAAACAGAAGCUUCAGACAGUUUUGGAGCGCAUCAAUGACUCGCUCAAACUCUCCACCAGGAACAUUCGCUGGAAUGUUGACUCGGUUCAUGCUAAGAGUAUAGUUGCCAUCCUGCACUUAUUGGUGGCGCUGUCGCAACACUUCAGAGCACCAAUCAGAUUGCCAGACCACGUUUCUAUUCAAGUAGUGGUCGUCCAGAAAAGAGAGGGCAUCCUUCAGUCCAGACAAAUUCAAGAGGAAAUCACUGGCAACACAGAGGCUUUCUCUGGCAGACACGAGCGCGACGCUUUCGAUACCCUGUUUGACCACGCUCCAGAUAAAUUGAAUGUUGUCAAAAAGACACUGAUCACGUUUGUGAACAAACACCUCAACAAGCUCAACCUAGAGGUGUCUGAAUUGGACACACAGUUUGCAGACGGUGUUUAUCUGGUUCUGCUGAUGGGGCUGUUGGAGGGAUACUUUGUGCCUCUCUACAACUUUUUCCUCACGCCAGAGAACUUUGACCAAAAGGUGCACAACGUGUCCUUCUCCUUUGAGCUGAUGCAGGACGGAGGUCUGGAGAGACCAAAGCCCCGACCAGAGGAUAUAGUGAACUGUGACCUUAAAUCGACACUGCGCGUCCUCUACAACCUCUUCACCAGGUACAGGAACGUAGACUGAGAGGGAACACGACACCAUGGACCACAUGUUAGAGCUUAGAAAUACUGUAUGCUUUUCCUUCUAUUUGUUGUAGAAGUCUGUUUUUAUCUGAAUGCAUGCAUCACAUUUAGUCCCUGCUGGAUCAUUUACAACACAAUCUAUAUUUUAUUUUAAUUCCUUCAGAAUCAGUACGGAAGCCCUAAGAGCCAAGUGAGGAAAAAACUAUUGUGGUGAUCUAUUUUCUAAGUCUGAUCUAAGUUGUUUUCUCUCCUGUGUUUAUGAAUUAAGAACAGGUGGAAAAAGGUUUUGCCAGGAAGUGUUUGUUGUUGUAAUACUCAUCUCAGCCACAGGAGGCUGAAGUGCACCACUACCACAUGUUCUAAAUAGGACUAAAAGCAUUCCUUUUUUAAUUUACAUAACUUGCUUACACACAAUAUACUGUAUGUACAUUAUUUAGAGUGCACGGAGAAAUACACUCACCUAGAAGAAAACUAGGGCUGUCAGUCAAUUAAAAUAUUUAAUCGCAAAUUAAUCUCACAUGUUUUAUCUGUUCUAAAUGUACCCUAAAGGGAGAUGUGUCAAGUAUUAAAUCCUCUUAUCAA